AUGCCGGCUAACAGAGUUCAAUAGCAGCUGCUGCUGUGAUCAACAAACAAACAGACCGACCGACCGAAUAAACACUAAGAACCCGCGCGAUAGCAGGCGAGAACAAAGCUUGUGCAGAACAAUUAUUGUUGUUGGCCAUUGAUGCUUUGGUUGUGUUAAAAUUAUAUCCGCGUUAUUGUUAUUGUUGUUGUGAUUGUGAUUGUUUUUGCAGUGCUUUACGAUUGAAUUGUUCGCGCAAACAGCUUGCACAAACACGCACACAGCGAGCCUGUGGCACGAUUGUAGCUGUUGAAUAAAAUAAUAACGAAAAAAAUCGAAAAAUUAAAUAAAAUCGAAAAAUUAAAUAAAAUCGAAAAAAUAAUAGAAUCGAAAUAAGAUAAAAAUUAAAUUAAAACUCAGUCUAUCGAAGCGAACUAAUUUGUUGUAAUUUCAACUUAGUAUUAAAUUAACGGUUGAGUUGUAACUGCUGCGCUACUGAGGCGACUGAGAAAGGAGUUCGGAUCGUCGAAUUAGAUUUUUCGCAUUAAUUAUUUAGCAAUACUUUUUGUUUUUGCUAAAAUGUGGUGUAAUCGCAAAGCUAUGAACUUGUUUUUGUUAUUGCUGGCUUUGUUGGCGUUUACGGCAAGCAAAUGUGCCAAUGCUGCGAAUCUAGCGCCAAUGCGCGAAAUGCAAAUCGUCGACGAUAACGAUGAUAUCGCUUCCAAUGUGCUCAGCUAUAUCAAAUUGGAGGCCUACAAAGAGCGCCAGCAGCGAAAUGUUGAUGAAGACUCCAAAAUGAAUGAAGACUACGAUAUGGAUGAUGACUACGACAUGAAUGAAGAACUUGAGGACGAAAGCGAUGAUGAUGAGUUCUGUGUGUGGCAUAAAUGUGAUAAUGAUUUGCGCGAGCCACGUGGCUUUCGGAAAUACUUUGAUUUGUCGUUUUUGAAGAAAUUCAUGAGUCAUCUGAAUCCUUUCGGUAUGUCUAACUUGAAUAUGAAUUUCUAUCUCUUCAAGCGGGACUUCCCCGAAUGUGGGCAUGAAUUGAGCAUAAGUGAUAAGCGCGAAGAUAUAUUGCGUGCCGGCUUCAAUCCCAGGCAGCCAACGCGCAUCAUCAUACACGGCUGGAUGAGUCAGUCGCGCGGCUCUUUCAAUCGCGACGUCAAGAAUGCCUACCUUAAACGCGGCGAUUACAAUGUGAUUAUCGUCGAUUGGAGCGCCAGCGCCACAAAUGUCAAUUAUUUCGCGGUCGUCAAGUUGAUUGAAGGCUUUGGCGCACAGGUGGCACGAUUCACACAGCACCUGCAGAGCACCGUUGAUGCAAGAUACGAUGAUAUGUAUCUGAUCGGUCACUCGUUGGGUGCACAAAUCGCCGGCGCUGCUGGUAAAAUCAUUAAACCUGCGCGCUACAACACCAUCUUUGCUCUGGAUCCUGCGGGCCCUAAGUUCAGGCAUCGUAGCGCAGAGUUUCGUAUCGAUCCGUCAGAUGCCAAAUAUGUCGAAUCCAUACAGACCAGCGGUAAUUUAGGUUUCCGCGAACCCACCGGCAAUGCCACAUUCUAUCCGAAUUAUGGUUUAUACCAAGGGCGCUGCUACUACGUGGGUUGCUCACACAUACGCGCCUACAAAAUGUUUGCCGAGUCCAUUAUAACCGAUGCGGGUUUCUGGGGCACGCGCUGUGAACGUCGUGAGCCGGAGUGGCAGUGCAAUAAAGAGAUGUCAUCGGAGGAUGAGUAUCGUAUGGGCGGUGAGCCUGCACAACAGAAGAGCGGUAUAUUCUAUGUGAAGACGAGAACUGACGCGCCAUUUGCUUUGGGUCGCGACUGGCAGAGCGAGGAGUAGUGAGGCAGGAGAGAGUUUAAGCGAGAGCGAGAGUAAGGACUUAUAAGCUGUAAUGUGAAAUGAGAUCUUUCUAAUUGUGAUACUUGUUUAUGGAAUCAAUGCUUGCCAACCGAACUUAGUCAUAUACAUACUUAUACGAGUAUACUAUUUUAUAUUAAAUUUCUGUUAAUUUUUGUAUGAAUAAAUGUUUGCUAUUAUCGUAUAUUGUAUAGUUAUAAAUAUUUCAAUCACGAAUAAAUAAUUUUUAUAUAAAGCAUA
Zeugodacus cucurbitae (melon fly) is the source of this 2079-nucleotide messenger RNA. Its product is annotated as phospholipase A1. Gene Ontology annotation, molecular function: lipase activity. Gene Ontology annotation, biological process: lipid metabolic process. The transcript has 3 exons. The coding region runs from base 559 to 1821 and encodes 420 amino acids. The record is from RefSeq and is a predicted model, not a curated record. Lineage: Eukaryota; Metazoa; Arthropoda; Insecta; Diptera; Tephritidae.